GUCUGAACUGUCAGGAUGCCUGAAGCCGCCAAGUCAGCGCCCAAGAAGGGCUCCAAGAAAGCCGUGACUAAGACCGCCGGCAAAGGAGGCAAGAAGAGGAGAAAGAGCAGGAAGGAGAGCUACGCCAUCUACGUGUACAAGGUGCUCAAGCAGGUCCACCCCGACACUGGCAUCUCGUCCAAGGCCAUGGGCAUCAUGAACUCGUUCGUCAACGACAUCUUCGAGCGCAUCGCCGGUGAGGCGUCUCGCCUGGCUCACUACAACAAGCGCUCCACCAUCACCUCCAGGGAGAUUCAGACCGCCGUGCGUCUCCUGCUGCCCGGUGAACUGGCCAAGCACGCCGUGUCCGAGGGAACCAAGGCCGUCACCAAGUACACCAGCUCCAAGUAAACACACUGCUCGGACUGCAACAACCUCAUCAACCCAACGGCUCUUUUAAGAGCCAAACACUUUAUCUAAGAGAGUUACUAUGAUCUUUAUACUGUGUGUCACCUUAUCCCAAAUAAUGUAUUUUAAUGUUAACUAGUGAGUUAGCAUGACAUUAAGUUCACCUAAGUCAACACAUCAUGCAAUGUGUGUCUUUCUUAUCACACAUUGUGAUGUUUGGAAGGAUUUGAAUAUUGGAAAUGGGUCUUAGUAACUAAAUUACUGUAUCUGUUUGCCUGCAUGUGUUAUCACUGCACAGACUUAACUGUGUCACUGAUCUGCCUCCAGUUUGUGAAAGAAACAAAGACUUGUUCAGAGAGACGAGAAUUGUGCGUUAGGAAACAGGUGAUGUUCUCUGUACAUAAAGUUGUUAUAAAUAAUGAAUGAAUGGUCAAAUGUUCACUACCACUAAUGACACAA
Messenger RNA from Solea solea (common sole), 846 nucleotides. Its product is annotated as histone H2B-like. The transcript has a single exon. The record is from RefSeq and is a predicted model, not a curated record. NCBI's taxonomy places the organism in Eukaryota, Metazoa, Chordata, Actinopteri, Pleuronectiformes, Soleidae. Gene Ontology annotation, molecular function: protein heterodimerization activity; structural constituent of chromatin; DNA binding. Gene Ontology annotation, cellular component: nucleosome. The coding region runs from base 16 to 390 and encodes 124 amino acids.